AUGAGCUUCCUGUGCAUGAUGGAGGCGAAAUUGCCUCCGGGAUUCCGGUUCCAUCCGAGGGACGAGGAGCUCAUCUGUGACUACCUCGCGAGGAGGGUCGCCGGCGACGGCGACGGUGUCCCUAUGAUGGUCGACGUCGACCUCAACAAGUGCGAGCCCUGGGAUCUCCCCGGUGCGCCCCUCUCUCUCUCUCUCUCUCUCUCUCUCUCUCUCUCUCUCUCUCUCUUUCUAUCUCUCCAGCAUCUCAAUUCCCCCCUUCCAUCCAAGCUCAGAUCAAAACCUACGAUUCCUCCCUGUUAUUUCUCCACAAUUAGAUCUCAUCUCCCCUCCUCCUCUUCUCUCUUCCCCCUUCCAACGUGUUCUCACAUCCCAAGCUCACGAUUUUCUCACCCUCUCCCCUCUCCUCUCUCUCUCUCUCUCUCUCUCUCUCUCUCUCUCUCUCUCUCUCUCCGCUCCUCUUUCUCUCUCUACGUGUGAUCUUCAGACGAUCAUCCUCCUCCAAGGGGGCCGCCGCCGUUUACGAAUGUCGACCCCUCCACGGGGAGGGGGCUUUAAUCAUUCUUGAAGCCGUAUUUAUUGCGUCAUGGAGGCUAAUCCGGGGGGGCUCUGCAUGUGAUUCCAUUGCAGGCUCCCUCGCAGCAGCCAUUCAUACCAAGCACAUGGCUUCCACGCCGUCCGCCACAUGCCCAAUCAAGCACCCGCAAUCCCUCCACCACCACCUCCUCCCAUACUCUUCCUCCUCAAUACUACUCCCACUAAUUCCAUAAUUGAUCAUGAAUCCAGACGGAUUUCUUUGCCCACUAAUUUCCGCUUCUGGGUUCCUCUUCCUCGCCCAAAUCACGCCAUCUCCGGCGUUCUAUGCCGAUUUUUCAUCGUCCGGGAAGCCCUAAAAUCUCCGGUGUAACAGUUCUUCGUCUGAGCUCCGGCGGCGAUUCUCGCCAUGACCCAUCCUCCCAAACCGCCAUGAUUUACUGAUAAAGUAGGCUGGGAGGGGAAAUCUUUGUGUUUGGACGCCUUGUUUGGGGAUUAUAACCGGGCAGAUUCCAUGACGAAAGACAAAAAGUCUCAUUAAUUGAGAAACGAGUAUAAUAAGUGGGGGGAGAUAUUGGGAUUUGGGCUGGUUGAUCCAGUCAUGAGGAGGUUCCUUCCCUUGGUUUUGCUUAUCACCCAUCAUUUAGAACUGCCACAGAUGGAAGAACAACCAAGUUAAUUAACCUCUCCACCACUGGGUUGAUUCCAGUGGUUUUGCUCAGGAUCUUCCUUUCGAGUCUUUUUUAAUUGAUUAAUCAGCGUGAUUACAUCGCUUUCGCUCAUAAUCUUCGUUCAUAUCCUUCCUAGUUGUCUGAUCGACACGAGAAUUCCUUGGUUACGAGCGCCUCAAUCUCUUCCUCGCGGGGUAAAGAUCCCAGUGAGUUUGCUCGUGAUCUUCGUUCAAGACCGUCCCAACCGAGUAAUCUGGGUGCCGAAAGUGAAAGCUUUGGCGUUUCCUAUUGACCAAGGCGGGGUUUGUUCAGGCAGUCUUGAUCGCGGCUCGUCUCCCGAAAUGGGAAUCUUUUGGGGAAAAAAAAAUUCGUUGGAGGGGGUUUCCUCGCUGAGACCCCCACCAAAGUGGAGAGAUCACCGGGCCAAGAAAAUGAAGGUUUUUAGAUCUGGGUUUCCUUGUUCUUCGAUCAAGGCUGAUUCAGGAGGGUUUGCUCAACACCCAUCUCUCAGAAAUGGAAGUUUCAGGGGGGAAGUUUCAUUUUUUGACGGAUAUUGAAGGGGAUAAUAUUUCUGCCAAUGCUCAUGAUACGUUCCCUACCAAUCAACUCGUCGUGUGGAUCCUUCUGCAUUUCCAUCGCCUCCCCCGCUCUCUCUCUCUCUCUCUCUAGAUACCACCAAAAGAAGAAUACCCAUCAUCGCCAUGAAAGAAGGUACUCCUCCAAGGCGUGCUUCAUCCCUAUCCAUCACCUCCUUUCCGUUCUCCACCAUUAUUGCCACUCUGCCACCUUCUUUUAGCGCUUUCGGGUCCUCGGAAUCCCAGCAGAAGAGAAAGGAGUUUUAACCUACAUCCCGGCGAUGGCACGCAGAGAGAGAGAGAGAGAGAGAGAGAGAGAGAGAGAGAGAGAGAGCUUGAAUGUGUUAGACUGACGUGACGACCAACUAACGGCAUGACACCAGCUUACUAAAGCCGCCUAUGUUUCUCAGAGACAGCGUGCGUGGGUGGCAAGGAGUGGUACUUCUACAGUCUGAGGGACCGGAAAUACGCCACCGGCCAGCGGACGAACCGCGCGACGGUCUCCGGCUACUGGAAGGCCACCGGCAAGGAUCGCCAGGUGGUCGACCCACGCCGCGGCGGGCUCGUGGGCAUGAGAAAAACCCUCGUCUUCUACCAGGGCCGUGCUCCCAAGGGCAAGAAGACCGACUGGGUCAUGCACGAGUUCCGCAUGGAGGGCCCCGCUUCCCUUCCACUCAAAUCCUCCUACAAGGUACACCUCUUUUCUUUCCCCAAUCAUCCGUUUCCGUGCGUAUGAUGGAGAGAUAUGUAGCGAGAGAGAGAGAGAGAGAGAGAGAGAGAGAGAGAGAGAGAGAGAGAGAGAGAGAGAGAGAGAGAGAGAGAGAGAGGUAUGGGUAUUGGAGAUGAUGGGUAUGCGGCAUGGACAAGUUAGGAACGAAGAGGACGACUCGGUAGGAUUUGACCGGAGAGGCUAGAUUCAGAGGGGGUGUUGUCAAUGGAAUAGUGAAUCGAGCUGAACCAUUAAAAGAUGGAAGGGGAGGGAAGAAAGUCGCGGGUUAUUAGUAUAUUAAGAGAUUGGAAGAAGGAAGAAGAGAUGAUGAUUAGGUUCGAGAAGACAAAACCUGGGUUUAGAAAAGGAAAUCCAGGGGAGCUUUCGUCUCUCCUACGGAAUCUUCCCCCCUUCUCCCGGUAACAGUCCAGAGUUCCCCGAGACUUUCCUUCCUUCAUCCCCCAACCCCUCCCUUUCCUCUUCUGUUGCUUUCAGAUCCCCCGUGGAGGAUAAUCCUCAGACAUGGUCGUUGCUGGCUCUUGUCUUCUCCCUCCAAAUUGGCCUCGGCGUUUGGUCGUGAAGGAAUUUCAUAUGAUUCAGCAGGUAGCUGGCUGUUGCAUCAUCCAAGGAGGACAUAGGAGAGAGAGAGAGAGAGAGAGAGAGAGAGUUGCAAGUUGAUGAGUCGCUAUCCGCUCUUAAAGAAAGGGAACUAGAAGACGGCGGAGUCUCAUUGAAUCAAGCUUUCGUCAAAAGACCGGCGAGGGUGGAUGCUCUAGCUGAAUAGUAUCCCAAUGCUCGUCGCUGAUUGAAGUUGAGUGCGACAGUCUGAUAUGUUUUAGGGUUUCAGAGAGAGAGAGAGAGGACCACGACUUCAAUUAUUACUAAUUACCUUUGAGUUGGAUGAUCUGACUGGUUCUUCUGCGGUAUGUGAUCAGGAGGAUUGGGUGCUGUGUCGGGUGUUCUACAAGAGCCGGGGGCUCUGCUCCAAGCCCGGCGGUGAGAACUGCUACGACGACACGGGAUCAUCCUCUCUGCCGGCCCUCAUGGACACCUUCAUCAGCUUCGAGCACGCCCCGAUGAGUCUAGAUGGCAACGAGCAGGUGCCCUGCUUCUCCAGCUACCCUUCGGGCCAGCCUCCGCCGCGCCAAACGGUGGCGCCGCCGCCGCACGGCGGGCCGUCAUCGUCAUCGUCGCCGGCGGCGGCGGCGGUGGCGGGGGGCUACGCGCCGAUGCUGGCGAAGAGCUUAGCUCACGGCGGCGGAAUACCGGAUCUCGUCCCCUACCUGAACCCCUUCCCCAGCGAGAAGAAGGCCCUCAAAGCGGUCCUCGACCACCUCACGAAGAUGGGCGGCCACAUGAAGUCGGAGGGGGCGGCGCAUAACCCGGCGGACGGGAGUUCCGACAGUUACCUGACAGAGACCGGCGGCGCCGCCAUGUGGAAUCCUUUUUGA
This is a messenger RNA of Spirodela intermedia, 3937 nucleotides long. Lineage: Eukaryota; Viridiplantae; Streptophyta; Magnoliopsida; Alismatales; Araceae. The record is from the annotation of a GenBank genome assembly.